This is a messenger RNA of Xenopus tropicalis (tropical clawed frog), 1911 nucleotides long. It is a transcript of the gene ctf1, whose product is annotated as cardiotrophin 1. Bases 16 to 633 code for a protein of 205 amino acids. Gene Ontology annotation, cellular component: extracellular region. The record is from RefSeq and is a predicted model, not a curated record. NCBI's taxonomy places the organism in Eukaryota, Metazoa, Chordata, Amphibia, Anura, Pipidae. The transcript has 3 exons.
AUUUCCAUUUAGUGGAUGGAAUUUCUUUCUGGCUAUAGGUUUGUGCUUGGGGGAGAGGCCACGGUGCUGCUCCCAGCCAUUGUGGAUGCCUCCCCAGACCUUCUGUCGAUGCAGCAGGAGCAGGAAACCUUGGCGGCCAAACAACAAGCCCUGAACCUGGUCACCAGUAUCCAUGAGCAGUCGGACGGGCUAGUGAGAGAAUAUCUCAGCCACCAAGGCGCCCCCUUCAGUCGCGAUGGCUUCACCUACCCGUUACAUCAGCUCAAAGAUCUGCCGUGGUUGGACAUCAACCUGCUCCCAUUAUCCCCAUGGAAAAGCUUGGUGUUCAGCCUCUCCGCCUACUCUGCUCUGAUUGGAUGGUUCGCCUCCACCCUGAAGUGGCAAAGGAAACUGAACUCUAAAGCUCCGCUGCUCCUCAAGCGCCUGGAGGCUUCUUACCAACACGCGAGGGUCCUGAGCUCCAGCUUGGCCUCCCUCCUACAGGAGCCCAUUCCAACCUCCCAAGCCGUCCCUGAGGUCAAUGAGGUCUUCUCCCAGAAGGUCAAUGGUUACGGUGUGUGCCAGUGCUUCUGCGAUUGGCUGGAACAAACCAAGAGAGAUAUGGAGAUCCUGGUGGCCGAGACGUCGGUGUAGAUGCGGCAAAUGGACUCCCUCACCAAGCUCCUUUUUAAUAUUCCCUAAUAGCCAGCGACAACUAACCUACCUCAAAGAGGACUUUGUUUUUAGCACUCUUGCCAUAGCAACACUGGACACCAUUGGGCAGAAGGGGCAACCAAUCAUGGAGGGAACCUCGUGGUAUCGCCAACUAACUGCAAAGUUCUUCUAACCGCCUUUUCAAAAGGGAAACUUACCGUAUUCACGUUGGCUAAUUACGUCGGGCAGCUCCCAAGCGUUUGAGAUUUAUCAGCUUCCACCAAACUCCAAAAUGUUCGGUUAAAGGGAAAGUAAACCCUAUUUUGCACAAAACGAACCUCCCACACUGAUCACUGGUUCCGGCUUUCAGUGGCGUGAUCCUGGUUGGAGAUCAUAAUAACGGAAGAUGUAAAAGGCACGAGGCUGGAUACUAUGAUAUUUUUAUACUGUAUUUCUGCCCCACUCAAGCCCGUCUGGCUGCUAGAGACGGCGACCCUAGAACCAAAGAUGCCACCGGAACGGUGAAAUCUCCCUUUUUAGUAACUUUUAGCAAAUUGCAAACAGCGACUGAGCAUUUUUGUGAUUUACCUUUUUAUAAUUUUAAUGAUGUUAGCAGUUUUGAAAAGUAAGAGAGUAAAUAUUAGCAGUUUUACACUGCUAAUAUCAUGAAUGCUGACAGGGCUGCCCCCUGCUGUUUUGGGCAGGUAGUGGCAGGACAGAAUAGCAUCUGAGAACAAAGCAGAGCAAUAAUGGUGUGUAAAACUGCUAAUAUCAUGAAAUCUAAAAACAAAAUAUACGUAAUGCAUAUUGCAAAUGUGCUCGGAAGAGCAAUUUCCCAUUAGGCUGUGCGGGUGAGUAUGAAGACCCCCCAUUAAAAUGAAGGAUAUAGGAAAGAGGGGAUUCUGGGAGAUGCUGGACGACUCUGCCUAAAAUACUAACCCCCAUAUGUAAUAAAAGGCACUAUGUGUGCCCAGGAGCAGUAACCCAUAGCAACCAAUAAGAUGUUUUACUUUCAAACAGGUAACCAGUAAAGUCUACCUGCUGAUUGGUUGCUAUGGGUUACUGCUCCUGGGCAAACUUUUAUCCCAUAACCCCAUAGAGGAGAGGGAUCUGACUAAACGAGCAGUCUUUCUGACUACAUCUCCCAUCAUCCUCUGCCAGGGACUGGUAGUUCAUUGCUGGGCUUGCUGUUGCAGACAGGUUUAGACACUCCUUAAUCUGUGUACUUAAUGCUGUUUUUAGAUUUUCCUAAAUAAAACAAAAUAUUUUCUAUUAGAA